GCUGGACAGAGUCAAAGAAAAAGCUGCCAUGGCAACACCAGCGCUUGAGGCUUGAAGAGGGAGGUGAGCUGAAAGAGGUAUGAUUUUUCUUAUGGAAGGAUAUUCAGUUAUUUUAUGAUGGCAUUUGCACCUCCAAAAUGCAUAGAUGGUCCCAAAAUGCAGACAAAGAUGAGUACCUGGACACCCCUAAACCAUCAGCUUUUGAAUGAUCGGGUAUUUGAAGAAAGAAGAGCUCUGCUUGGAAAAUGGUUUGACAAAUGGACAGACUCUCAACGGAGAAGAAUCUUGACAGGCUUGUUAGAACGUUGCUCCUUGUCACAGCAAAAGUUCUGCUGUCAAAAGCUUCAGGAAAAAAUUCCAGCAGAAGCUCUGGAUUUUACUACCAAGCUUCCAAGGGUGUUAUCUUUAUACAUCUUUUCUUUCCUGGACCCCCGAAGCCUUUGUCGUUGUGCACAGGUGAGCUGGCAUUGGAAGAACUUAACAGAGUUGGAUCAGCUCUGGAUGCUCAAAUGUUUACGAUUUAACUGGUACAUCAAUUUUUCUCCAACUCCCUUUGAGCAGGGUAUAUGGAAGAAGCACUACAUUCAAAUGGUAAAAGAACUUCAUGUUACCAAGCCUAAGACACCUCCAAAAGAUGGGUUUGCCAUUGCCAAUGUUCAACCAGUUACAAGCAGGUCUCCAGGGGAAAAGCAGUCUCCUGCAUCAGCUUUUCGGUCCUCUUCCUCUUUGAGGAAGAAGACUCACGCAGCGGAGAAAGAACUCCCACCCUGGCGAUCCUCUGAUAAGCAUCCAACUGAUAUCAUUCGCUUCAAUUAUCUGGACAACUGUGACCCCAUUGAGCAAAUCUGGCAAGGGAGGAGGAAAAGACAUGAAAUGAACCCAGAUUCCAGUCGACAGUCACGUGAUAAGAAAAAUAAAUUGCAGGACAGAUCUAGGCUAAGAAAAGCGCAGUCACUGAUAUCCCUAAGUGCAGAACCCAGCGCCCCUCUACAAGUUCCCACUCAUCUUGCUUGGUCUCCUCAUUGGUGGGCAGGGCUCCCAGCCACCGAAGCAGCAACGAAAAUCCUCACGCAGCAUCUUCAGAGGCACUCUGGACUUCAGGCUUUACCCAGCUAGGCUCCUGAUCCGAAGUCAAUUUAGAUAUGUGAAAGGAUUUUGAUAGAAUGACAAGGUGUUCUACACACUGGAGAGUUGGGUGUUACUUGAGUCCUCUAUUAGAAACUUUCAGCUUAGGUACCUACUUGGCAAAGGGAGUUCUCAGUAUCUCUAUAAAAGGUAUUCAUGGCAUAAGUGCUGAUAUAGUUACAAACCUAGAUACAAAUGUGAGGAUAGAUACCAUGGGAUUGAUAAAGGGACAUAGAAUAGCUACAGUGGUAAAUAUUGGGUAUAUGGGGCAGGGUCCCAGAAGGAUACAGACAGCAUACUCCCAAGGCUACCUGAGCAGUUUAAUGAAGGGGCUGUUUCCCAUGGUGUCUCACUGGCUAGGGCUGCCAUCACAAAAUACCACUGUCUUCAUCUGUUCCAGCUGCUAUAACAAAAAUACCAUAGAUGGGUAGCUUAUAAACAACAUACAUUUAUUUUCUCACAGUUCUAGAGGCUGGGAGCUCUAAAAUCAAGAUGUCAGCAGGAUUGGUUACUUCUGAGGCCUCUCUCCUUGGCUUGUGAGUGGCCACCUUCUCCUUGUGUCUUCAUAUGGUCUUCUUCUGGGCAGGUCUGUGUCCUAAUCUCCCCUUUACUAUAAGGAUACAAGUCAGAAUUGAUUAGGGCCUGCCCAUAUGACCUCAUUUAACCUUAAUUACCUAUUUGAAGACUUCAUCUCCAAAGAUAGUCACAUUCUGAGGUCCUGGGGGUUAAGACUUCAAUAUAGGAGUUUUGAUGGGGGGUGGAGGCUAAGGGGGUGGGACACAAUUCAGCCCAUAACAACACUGUAGGGAGAAGUAAGAGAAUCAAGAUGAGAUGGUGAAGCACCUAGGAACUAGCAACAGUGGAAGGAAGCCUCUGUCAUCCUGUGGCCUGAAGAGGCAAGACAAGAGGGAAAAGGCCUGUUGUUCCUAGAACCCAUGAGAGCUGUAGCCAUAGGAGAAGGGCCGCCCAGUGAGAUAUAUACUUUAUGAUGGAGGAACACGGUCACCGUUAAAAACAAGGCCUAGCAGGGAAGGGAGAGGGAGAAGUCCCAACCCCUCUCUCCCUACCCCUUGACACUCCAAUAGCACUUGCCUCUCAUCCAGAAGUCAGAGCACAAAGAAGCCUGGGGAGAAAUGUGUCUAGGUGUGGUGGAAGGGGUAUUAUAUGGGUGAGACAGUGAGGAAUAACUAGCACAAUGGGGCGAAAUGUAAAAAUUUCUGAAGAAGGAAUUAUAAUUGAUAUUCAAGCAAUGUAAAUGGGCUUCAAAGGGUAAUUGGAAAACAGAAAUUGUUACUUAGCUGCAAAAAUAUUAGUUAUAUGUUCUAAACUAAACCACCUACUCAUGUAACCAUUUCAAGGUCCCAGAAGUUACCAUUCUAGGAUACUUACUUACCUAGUUAAGUAUAAUGAUAGAAAAUCAAAUGUUUGUCAAUCAUGUAAUGUUGAACACUCAUGUUCUUAUAUUACAUACUGAUACACACACACACACACACACACACGCUUGUUUUUGAAUGGUUCAAAAUUAUGGCCUGGAAGGAUGGCCCAGGAUACAGUGGUUUGGAUGCCCAAAUGAUUGGUAUAGGGCAAAACAUGCCCAACUUACAAUUGAUUAGUUUACACCACCCAAGGUGAUAUUAAACAUGACACUGAGGCAGAGAAGAAAAAAUAUAUAUACCUGGGAUGAGACCUGGUAUUCCUCCCAUGGGCAAAGCCGAUGACUAUUAGUUAAGAUUACUUCUUCAUGAAGGCUGAGCCCUCAUGGUCAGCUCCCAGGAGUCAGGGGCAGCUGGGUAGCUGGGAGGCCUACAGCUCCAGGAUUCUGCACUGCUUUGUCCCAGUGAGCCCCCUGGAUUAUGUCAGGAUCCAGUCACAUCGUGGGCAUAAAUUUGAAUGGGCCAGU
Molecule: messenger RNA, 3025 nt
Organism: Nyctereutes procyonoides (raccoon dog)
Lineage: Eukaryota; Metazoa; Chordata; Mammalia; Carnivora; Canidae
Gene: FBXO16
Product: F-box protein 16
Exons: 8
Coding region: 115-1116 (333 amino acids)
Molecular function (GO): protein binding
Source: RefSeq, a predicted model, not a curated record